This is a messenger RNA of Thlaspi arvense, 1923 nucleotides long. NCBI's taxonomy places the organism in Eukaryota, Viridiplantae, Streptophyta, Magnoliopsida, Brassicales, Brassicaceae. The record is from the annotation of a GenBank genome assembly.
CCAGCGCCGCUCAUUCGUCUGGCUAUCCACCUGCCCGUCGGGCUUGGCCAUUUUGACAUCAUUAGCUCUGUCUACAAAAUUGCAGAGCAUUUUGGGUUCCGAAUUGUAAGGUUCAGGGCUAGAGGAAUUGGUGUCGGCUAUCGUGGUGGUUCCGACAAUAGCACUGUAUGCGAGUCCUCCUAUCAGUGUGUGCUCGACACCUCACCCUUGCCAGAUCCAUUUUCACACAUCCCUAUGGUAGGCGGCCUGUCUUGCCUGUUUUCUUCCGCAAAGCAUGCCUUCUCUUCCACGAGCUAUUCUAAUGAUGGAGAGGAGUUCGGAUCUUUGCGGCACGGUAAAGGGGAGGAACUGAGCAGUUCAUUUCCUUACUCGUCUUUGGGAAACUUGAGUUCGUCCCUGAAGAAAGAUCAGAGCCCCGCAUCGGUGUUUCAAGGGCCGGUUCAUGUGGUAGCAGCGGUGUUGAAUACUGGAGACUUGAGUCUUCCCAGCCUUCAGGGUUCUUUUCGGGCGGCGACUAGUGGCUUCUUUAAUGGAUUUGUUCGGCAUUCAGUUGCGUCCUUUGUGUAUUAUGAUUCACCUACUUUUCAACUGGAUGGUGGUUCACCUGAUGUUCAUUCUUUAUCUGUUCUGGCAGAUGAACUGCCAUUUAGUAUGGAGGAUAGCUUUAUGGAACCAAGCUCAGAAGCUUAUGCUAAAGAUUUGCUUCUGGAUGCUCAAUCGAGACACAAAAUAUUUAACGAAGUUAAAGUUGUCGAGGCUUUCAAUGAGGCCGAGAAAUCUUAUAGCCAGAUGCGGGCUAGCGGAGAUCCUUAUUUACAGCAUUGUGUGCAAACUGCGGUUUUGCUUGCAAUUAUUGGUGCAAACUCCAUGGUAGUUGCUGCAGGACCUCUGCAUGAUACACUUGAUGACACUUGUAUAAGUUAUGACUAUAUUUUCCAGACAUGGGAGCUGGUGUUGCUGAUUUGGUCCAAGGGGGAAAACCACGUUUUCUUUCCCAUUUUAAGUGCCGAAGCAAUUGUCAUUCCAAGUAAACUACGAUAUGUGACACUGGUAUCUAAGCUAAGUCAACUAAGUAAGCAUGCACGUGAGAAUAACACAGCAAGUAAUUCUGUAGAGGCAGAUCGACUGCACACCAUGAUUCUUGCAAUGACAGAUGCCAGGGUUGCCCUCAUAAAGCUGGCAGAUCGCUUACAUAAUAUGAUGACACCAGAUGCAUUACCAUUGGCCAACCAACAAAGAUUUGAAAUCUUUACUCCUCUGGCCAAUCGGUUAGGGAUAUUCAGUUGGAAAGAGAAACUAGAAAACCUGUCUUUCAAGCAUCUCCACCCAGAAGAGCACAAGGAACUCUCCACCAAAGUGAUCAAGUCCUUUGAUGAGGUUGCUAUUACUACAGCAGUAGAAAAAUUAGAGCAUGCGCUUGAUGAUACAGGUAUUCCUUACCAUAUUCUCGCUGGGAGGCACAAGAGCUUGUAUAGCAUCUACUCCAAAAUGCUGAAGUACGCUCCCUUCUCCCUAUAUUUUCCUCUCUCUAUUGUUGAAAAAGAAGAAGCUUGUUAUGAGGCACUGAGAGUUGUUCAUCAGUUGUGGUCUGAAGUGCCUGGAAAGCUGAAGUACUAUACAAAUCAUCCCAAAAUUAAUGGGUACCAAUCUCUGCAUACUGUAGUGAUGGGUGGGGACAUGGUUCCACUUGAAGUUCAGAUUCGAACAGAAGAGAUGCAUUUACAAGCAGAGUUUGGAUUUGCAGCUCAUUGGAGAUACAAGGAAGGCGAUUAUAAACAUUCUUCCUAUGUGAUUCAAAUGGUUGAGUGGGCUUGUUGGGUACUCAUCUGGCAGUGCAAGGCAAUGAGCAACAACAGGUCAACUAUCUGCAAUGCAGACUCUAGACCGCCAUGCAAAUUCCCUUUUCAUUCUGAAGGUUGCCCA